Messenger RNA from Exophiala aquamarina CBS 119918, 1752 nucleotides. RefSeq lists its product as uncharacterized. Lineage: Eukaryota; Fungi; Ascomycota; Eurotiomycetes; Chaetothyriales; Herpotrichiellaceae. Gene Ontology annotation, molecular function: N6-methyladenosine-containing RNA reader activity; mRNA binding. Bases 1 to 1752 code for a protein of 583 amino acids. The transcript has 3 exons. The record is from RefSeq and is a predicted model, not a curated record. Gene Ontology annotation, cellular component: nucleoplasm. Gene Ontology annotation, biological process: mRNA splicing, via spliceosome; regulation of alternative mRNA splicing, via spliceosome.
AUGGAAUUUGAGCCAUACUCUCAACAACAUUUUGGGAUGAAUGGCUAUCCUGGCCCAGGCAUGCACAAUAUGUCGAGUAUGGUAGCUGCACUACCUGAUUAUCAGACGCGGUAUUACCAGCAGCAACCUUUCCCUCAACAUUUCCAAUCCCCAGGGACGACUAAUCAGUCUCUGAUGUAUCAAUAUCAACAAAGCACACAAUUUGCUGGACAGGCUGCUCCAAAUUAUAGUCAUCCUUACAGUCCACAAUUUCCCAAUCAAUAUGUUCAGAGUCAUCCGCAACGGCAGCAUCAGCAGCAACAGCAGCAUGCUAUUUAUCCUCAAUUCGUGGGCGGCCCGACCGGUCCCAACAACGCGCGGCAUUUACAAAACCAAAGUUUUAUGCUUCAACAACCAUUAAUUCACAAUUCCAAUGGUCCCAUGCAGCAACAUCAAUUGCAAGCUACUCAAUUCACGCGACAAGCGAAUGCUGUGUAUGCAGACUCGUAUGAUUCUAGAAUGGUCGGCGGAUAUCCCUUGCCACAGUUGCGACUUGACAUUCGCCGAUCAAGCUCAAACUCAUCUUUGCAGAAAUCGGUCCUGAGAGGUCCUCCACGGAAGCCAAAGCAAUCUGGUCAUGCACUAUGGGUUGGCAAUCUUCCACCUGCUACCCACAUCAUAGAUCUCAAGGACCAUUUCUCUCGGGACGCGACAGAUUCGAUCGAAAGCGUCUUUCUGAUUUCAAAGAGCAACUGUGCCUUUGUCAAUUACAAAACAGAAACAAGCUGUGCAACGGCUAUGUCUCGCUUUCACGAUUCUCGCUUCCAAGGAGUUAGGCUGGUCUGCAGGCUGCGUCGAGGAAGUAUAUCGACGAGCGCGCCACAAACCGUCGCAAAAAAUGCACAUGAAUCAGCAGGAGAGAGCGAUACUUCGCCCACUGCAGAGGACGGCGCUCUUACAGAUGGAGAGGCCAAAGUUGGGUCUGACACAGAAGCAGAGGUCGUCGAGAAAGUGAAAGAGAAGUUUUUCGUCGUCAAGAGCUUGACUGUUGACGAUUUGGAGCGAAGCGUCCAUAGCGGCGUUUGGGCAACGCAAGCUCACAAUGAGACUGCGCUAAACAAAGCAUUCCAAGCCGCUGAAAAUGUAUAUCUGAUCUUUUCUGCAAACAAAUCAGGCGAAUAUUUUGGAUACGCCAGGAUGGAAUCUACUAUUGAUGGCGAUACGGUUGCAGAUCUUGAAUACCAGCCAAGUCCCGAAGCUCCACCUCCGACGGCCGCAGACCUCCCUCUAACGAUCCUAACCCCGGCGACUUCCACGGCGCCUAGAGGGCGCAUUAUAGAUGACUCUGCCAGAGGCACAAUCUUUUGGGAAGCGGGGUCUGAGAAUAAGAUCCAAGAAGACCAAGCUGCAGAGGAUGAAGCAGUAGAUUUGUCUGCAGAAGGUGAAGAUUUCUCAAAUCCAAGCCCUGGGACACCGCAAACAUUCGGAAAUCCAUUUAAGAUCAAGUGGAUCUCAACCGAUCGACUUCCUUUCUACCGAACAAGAGGAUUGCGCAACCCUUGGAACGCCAAUCGAGAGGUGAAGAUAGCUCGAGAUGGCACCGAGAUCGAACCCAACAUUGGACGUAGACUUGUUAGCUUGUUCCAUCGUCCUCAAAUGCCCGCAGCAAGCUCUAAUGCUCCCCGACAACCACCACCGUCACAAGGAGGAAUGAGCCCGUUCAUGAAUCCGCACGCCGCUGCGCCAGGUGGUAUGUAUGGGAGGAGCUACUAA